Messenger RNA from Mauremys mutica (yellowpond turtle), 2407 nucleotides. It is a transcript of the gene DNAJB13, whose product is annotated as DnaJ heat shock protein family (Hsp40) member B13. NCBI's taxonomy places the organism in Eukaryota, Metazoa, Chordata, Testudines, Geoemydidae. The record is from RefSeq and is a predicted model, not a curated record. The transcript is spliced from 8 exons. The coding region runs from base 24 to 974 and encodes 316 amino acids. Gene Ontology annotation, cellular component: cytosol. Gene Ontology annotation, molecular function: protein-folding chaperone binding.
CGGGGCAGAGCGGGCCGGGCGCCAUGGGGCAGGAUUACUACGCGGUGCUGGAGCUCAACCGCACCGCCAAGGACGCCGACAUCAAACAAGCCUACCGGAAACUAGCCUUGAAGAACCAUCCUUUAAAAAAUAAAGAACCUUGGGCACCGGAUAAAUUCAGGCAGCUCGCAGAAGCCUACGAAGUGUUAAGUGAUCCUGUGAAGAGGGGCAUCUAUGAUAAAUUUGGAGAAGAGGGUCUCAAAGGAGGGAUCCCCCUGGAAUUUGGGAGUGAAAACCCCUGGUCUGUUGGCUAUGUGUUUCACGGCAAUGCUGAGAAAGUCUUCAAGGAGUUCUUUGGAGGCGAUAAUCCCUUUGCUGAGUUCUUCGCCCCAGAUGGGUCUGAGGUGAACACAGCAUUCGGGGGGCUGCGGGGAAAAGGGGUGGCGAAGCAGGACCCGCCAAUUGAGCGAGAUCUCUACCUGUCACUGGAGGACCUGUUCUACGGCUGCACCAAGAAAAUUAAGAUUUCUCGCAGGGUGAUGAACGAAGAUGGUCACACAUCCACCAUCAGAGAUAAGAUCUUAACGAUUGAUGUGCAGCCCGGGUGGAAGCAGGGCACCAGGAUUACCUUUCAGAAAGAAGGCGAUCAGGGCCCGAACAUCAUCCCAGCUGAUAUUAUCUUCAUUGUACGAGAGAAACUCCACCCAAGGUUUAAAAGGGAGGAUGACAACCUGCUCUAUGUAGCCUCCAUCCCCCUGGGGAAGGCUUUGAUUGGCUGCACAGUGGAUGUGAGAACCCUAGAUGACAGGUUGCUUAAUAUUCCCAUCAAUGACAUAGUCCACCCCAAGUACUUCAAAACCAUGCCGGGGGAAGGGAUGCCUCUGCCCAGCGACCCCACGCGCAAAGGGGAUCUCAUCAUGUAUUUUGAUAUCUGCUUUCCCGAAAGGCUCACACCUGCCAAGAAGCAGCUCCUGAGACAAGCACUCCUGACUUAAGGAUGCUGUGAAUUCAGCUCCCUGGGACCCAGGGGAAUAAAGCUUUCCUCGCUCUUGAUACAGAUUAUGUUAUUGGAGCUAUAAAUGGCUCCCCUACUGAUUGGGGUCAUUGAAACAGUCCCUUUAAUGACUGCAGAGAAGGGCACUUAAAGAAGCAGCUGGGGUUAGUGACAAAACCGAGCUCCGUACUGGUUAAAGCUCAGCAAUACUUUUUAUACCAGUGGGGAACACUGCUGUCCUGGUCCCAUUAAACUUCUCCCUGCAUUUCAAGUGGAGGCUGAUGGUCUUCACAUCCAGUCCUAAACUGCAGUUUGUAGCUCCCCUGUUCCACCCCUGAGGUGGCUGCAUUUCCAUAGUGGCUGAUACAGUGUGGAAAGCCUUUAGGAAUGAAAGAUGCUAGAAAAAUGUAAUUGACCAGCCUUGUGCAAAGCACAGUAGCAGGUAGAGAAAGAAAUGCCUUUCAUUGCCCUGUGUGGGAGACUUCUGAGCUAAGGAGCAGAGCCCCACUGCCCAUCACUGAGCCGAAUGCUGGCCGGAGCCCUGGAAUUCCUCCCCACUCAUGGCCUCCCUCUGUCCAGCACCAAGGAAGGGGCUGAUUUCUCCUUGCUCAGUUUCCGUUCUGUCCAGUCUCCCCAUCUGUGGCUCUUGGCCACCAGCAGGGACCUGCUAGGGGUCUUGUUUGGCAGGGAGGAAGUUUCUACUUCCUCACAGAUACUGAAUGGUUAUUACUGCUGCUUGAAGAGGAAAGUAACACGUACUUAAUAGAGACAAUGGUGUUUUGCUGGAUCUCAGGCCAAAACUUGGGGGUAUGUGUGUGCGCACACAUUCAUGGGCCUUUGAGUCAAUGGGAAUUCUGCUUAGUGGCACUGGAAGCUGCUCUCCCCCUCCCUACACAACUGCCCCUCUACUUCCAUCCCCCUGGGCCCUGCCAGCGCAAGAGGCAGCACUAAAGUGAGGGCUACCAAGGGAAUAGGCAGAGGUACUGCCUGCCUCCCACGUGGAGACAGUCAAAAGGGGGGCAAUGUCUCCCCCCCAGUUAGACUGUGGAACUCACUGCCACUGGAAGUCACCAAGCCCAUGGUAGGAUCACUUGAUAUAGGAGAUGCUAUAAUCACUGAUAGCAACAUGAUCUCCCUUCCCAAAUGUAACCUCCUGCUUCAGGUUUAAGCCACUUUCUAACCCAUAGGGAGCAGGCUGUUGGGUGGAAUUGUACAUCUGCUACUGGGUGGUUUUUAAACCUUCCUCUGAACCAGCUGCUGUUAGCCCCGGUUGGAGCUAGCUGGGGCUCAGCUCUGAUCUAGUUCCUGACCUCAGCUCCUGUCACUGCUGGAUCAGCCUUAGGGGCUGAAUGGGAGGUGUCAGCAAGAAGAAGAGACCAACAGCCUCUGCUUCCAAAUCGUAACCCUCCCUUUGUGUGCAGAGAGGCAGGCUGG